Filobasidium floriforme is the source of this 3471-nucleotide messenger RNA. RefSeq names its product Nrap protein. The record is from RefSeq and is a predicted model, not a curated record. The transcript is spliced from 10 exons. Gene Ontology annotation, cellular component: CURI complex; small-subunit processome; UTP-C complex. Gene Ontology annotation, biological process: rRNA processing; tRNA export from nucleus. The coding region runs from base 1 to 3471 and encodes 1156 amino acids. Lineage: Eukaryota; Fungi; Basidiomycota; Tremellomycetes; Filobasidiales; Filobasidiaceae.
AUGUCGUUGCUGCAUCUGUCCGUCUUCUGGUCCCACCAUAUUGACCUUGAUCUCUAUUUUCGACAGAUUACCGAACUCCUCUCUGCUACCUUUCUCGACCCCCUCCCAGCACCAUCAACCUCGUUCACUCCACCACCCCCAGCAACGACCCUCUCCAACCUCUUGACCUCCCUCCACACCCACAUCCUCUCCCUUCCCGACCUCGCACCUCUUCCCGUCGACUCGGCCGUCCAAAGAUUAUCACCCCACGUCAUCCCCUUUCUCGAACCCGCUCCGACGAGCAAGACCGUCAAGUGGACGUUAGGUUGGGAAAAGCCGAAAGAGGUGUUGAUCUGUGGAGAUUGGAGCUUGAUGGGUCAUUAUCGGAGGGGCAAGAAGAACUCGGUGGUCGAGCUGAAUGCUAUCGACAUGGCCGUCGUCAUGCCCGAUUCCCUUUUUACCGUCAAAGACCGGACGGCCAACCGGUAUUUUCAGAAACGGGCUCAUUACCUUACCGUGAUCGCCUCGUCAAUCUCGACCUUGAUCUCGAGCAAGAGCGACGGAUCGAAAAAGGGCAAAAAGGGGACAAAUGCUGGAAAUGACGGGAUGGACGAUAUAUGGAAGAGCAUGACGGUCGGGUGGGAGUGGGUAGGCGGGGAUGAACGGAGAGCUGGAUUGGUGCUCACCGUACCGAAGAACAAGUCUCUCGGUCUCAAACACACCUAUACCAUCCGACUCCUGGCUUCCAUAUCUCCCGACCUCUUCCCUCUGUCCACCCUAUACCCUUCAAAAUCCAACCUGCGUAUUCAGUCUUACGAACAAGACACCGACUCGCUGGAAUCCAAACCGACCCCCAUCUACAACACCUCGAUCCUCCUCGACGCAUCCCACAAAUCCCACCUCCUCUACAUGCACUGUCUACACAAAUCCUGCCCGUCCUUCCGAUCGGCCUUGGCGCUCUGGAGGAUCUGGGGCGACCGACGUGGACUAUCGACGAGGUCCGGAGGGGGUGCAGUAGGGUGGAGUUGGUUGGGAAGCGUCGUACUCGGGUUCAUCGUCGAUGGGGGUGAGGUGGCGGUAAUUAACAAGGGCGAGGUAUCGACGAGAGCGAGGAAAGGGCUGGGAAGGGGGUUGAGCGAGUGGCAAAUGUUGAGAGCGGGUUGGGAGUUGUUAUCUUCGACCGAUUUCGCCAAGACGCCCAUCUUCCAAAAGUGUACCACAGGCGAUAAGAUCCCGGCUAUGGAAUUCGUCAAGGCGUUUGACAACAUCUUGGUGGAUCAUUCGGGUAGAAUCAACGUGUUCAGCGGAUGGGAAAAGGGAGAAGUUGACCUGCUGCGACACCACGCCCGAAUCACGUUGAGCAUGCUCGCCCAUACUGGCUCGUCGGACAGGUUCGACGAGGUCUUUCUACGGAAUGUCGGUUCGGCAGUGUUGCAAUUUGACGAGACUUUUACUCUCGCGGCCCUAUCGAGUCGACCAGGUAGCAAUCCCGAUCAUGCGAGUGGAAUGCGGGCCUCUGUCCACAGCCUCGCUUCGUUGUUGCGACGAGGUUUGGGCAGGCGUGCAACGGUCAUCGCUAGCAGCGAUAGUCAGGAUGGGCCUGUGCAGAUCGGUCUCCUGUUGAACAAGGAGCACGCUUUCAACAUCCUGGAUCAAGGUCCUCCUUCGGAAGAUGCUGCCGGUUCGGAAGCGUUCCGACAAUUGUGGGGAUCGAAAUCCGAGCUGAGGAGGUUCAAGGAUGGUCGGAUCACCGAGAGUGUCGUUUGGAACGCUCAGCGGCCAGAGGAACGAGCUCUUAUCCCCGGACAGGUCGUCCGAUGGUUGUUGGCGACCCACUUCAACGCCGACGAGGACGAAGUCACUUGGCACAGCCCGGACUACCUACCUAUGACCCAGAUCCCCAAUUCGGCACAUCGCUUGAUCCAUGCCGAAGGGUCUGAGAAGCUAGGGUUCCGUCCUGUUAUGGAGGCUUUCGACAGCCUGUACAAGGUUAUCAAGGCCGCGGACGAUGACUUGCCAUUGGCGGUUCUGAACUUUUCGCCCAUGUCGCCAGCAUUACGGUACAGCAGCACGUUCAUCCCUUACCCGGUCGAUCUGGCUCGAGCGGCAUCUGCACCAGAGUGUGUGCGGUACAUGCCCGUUGUCGACGUGUUGAUCCAAUUCGAAAGUUCGCGGAAAUGGCCGGACGACCUGGUCGCGAUCCAGAAGAUCAAGCUAGCGGUACUGGCCAAAACGGCCGAAGUGCUCGAGAGGAAGCUUCAAAACGCUGAAGUAUCGGUCGUGGUCGACCCAUAUGCACCGGACGUACAAGACAGCGCCUCCCUCGAGGUCAUCAUGGGAAGUGGACACGCCUUCCAUCUGCACAUUCAACACGACCGAGAACGAACGCUUCUGGAGAGGAUGAUCGAGGAUGCGGAUACUCCUUCAGAAAAGCUCAGAAAGAUCGCUCAGGAUGCUUUCGAUUUGCACUAUCGUCGAUACAGUGCCGCGCCUCGCCAUCACGGAGCAGUCGUCACCCUGCAUCACAUGUACCCUUCAUUCGCCUCUGCCGGUCGAUUGCUCAAGCGAUGGGUGGCAAGUCACUUACUCUCGGCACACUUCCCUGAAGAGAUGCUCGAGCUCGUCAUGGCCUCGGUCUACCUUGAUCCCGGGGCUCAUGAGGUACCUACCACCGCUCACGCCGGGUUCGUGAGGGCUAUUGAGGUCCUGGCACAUUGGGAUUGGAAGGCUGCACCCUUGUACGUGCCGUUGUACACUGCCACGCGGGACCACGACCAAGACACUUCGGUGGGAUUGGUCUCAUUCCCGGAAGGCCUUCGGCGUCAAGCCGAGUCGAGCUUCGAAGCAAUCCGCAAGGUGGACAAGGAGUUGCACAAAUCUACUAUGGUCGUUGUGACAGAGCAGGAUCUCAUCGGACGGGCAUGGCUGCCACUUGGAUUGCCUCAUCGCUUGAUCGCUUCCCGACUUGUCACACUGGCGCAGGCAACGCUGGCGGCGCUGCAAUCUCCAUCGCUGAACGUACAGAACCUGUUCGUCACGGAUCUGACCGAGUAUGACUUUGUUCUGCACCUCGACCCGCGCCACAACCCUCGAACCGCCGAAAGUAUCGCGGCCCGGACCGACGCACAAGUCUCCAAGCUGUGGGAAGGACACAUCCGCAACCAGGCUGUUGCCGGAUUAGCUGCUAAUACGGUCAAGGCUGGCUUUGACCCGGCCUCCAUGUUGUUGGCCGACCUGCAGCGAACGUACGGCGAACAAGCCAUCUUCUUCUACGACAAGCAUGGAGGACAGGUCAUCGCCGGGCUCUGGAACCCGGACGCGUUGCAACAUCGCAACUUCAAGCCUUUCCUUGGAUACAGCGUAAAGCCGGUGGCAAGCGCUGCCAAAAAGGUUUCGACUAUGACAGAUAUCAAUAAGGAAAGCAUCUUGAGCGAGAUCGGUAGGCUUGGGCAUGGGCUCGUGUCGCGCGUCGAGGUUUUGCAGCACGAAUGA